AUGGUUCCGCUUUGGAUGGGAAGACUGUCAAGAAUUUUCUACCUAAACAUGAGGGGAAAUCAGCUAAGAGGCACUUUCCCUCAUCAUCUACUACAAAGUCCACUACGGCCUACAGUUUUGGACAUGUCACACAAUAGCUUCUCUGGAGCUAUACCAAUGAAUGAAAGAUUCCCAACACUAUUGGCGAUGGGUCUACUGUACGUGUUCUUCUUCUGGGAAAUAACAGCUUACAAUUUCAUAUCCCUGGAAAUAUGUCAGACUGCAAUUGCAACCGCCUCACAGGCUCCAUACCAUAUAAGCAUUUCAAAGCUCCAUAACUUGGAGAGUCUGGAUCUAUCCAACAAUGAACUAUCUGGAAACAUCCCUUCCGUGCUAGCCGACCUCGACAGUUUGGGAUACUUCAAUGUCUCUUGCAACAAUCUCUCCGGUGAAAUACCUUCCAAAGGCCAUCUUGUAACCUUUGACGAAAGGAGUUACAUAGGCAAUGCUCAUCUCUGUGGACGUCCUACCAAUAUCAGUUGCAACCCCACAAGAGCUCCAGAGGAAAGUGACAAUGAGGAAGAAGAACAUGUGAAGUGA
Microthlaspi erraticum is the source of this 579-nucleotide messenger RNA. Lineage: Eukaryota; Viridiplantae; Streptophyta; Magnoliopsida; Brassicales; Brassicaceae. The record is from the annotation of a GenBank genome assembly.